AUGUCCACCACUAAUCCUUUAGCCGAGAGCGUUAAGAAGUGGAAACGAGCAGAUGUUCUUAAAUAUUUAAAGUCUAAACAAGAGGAGAUGGAUCUUGACGACGAGGACAUAAGUAUAAUUGAGAAAAAUAAGGUUGCCGGCCGAGUUUUCAUUUCUUUGACAGAAGAUAAACUUAUAGCCUCUCCAUAUAAUCUUCUUGGUGGACCAGCCGGAGCCAUAGCACUUUUGAUUAAAGAACUUAAUAGUGGGUUGCAAGCAUCAACAUCUCUCCAGCAACCAGAAAAAUUGGAAAAUAAUCUACAAACUGCCGAAGCUAUCGAAAAGACGCAUGAACUCCCAGAUAAUCCUAUCUCGACUUCUGAAGAAAGUCCAGCUAACGCACACUUGUCUGAAACUGAAGAAAGUCCAGCUAACGCACACUUGUCUGAAACUGAAGAAAGUCCAGCUAACGCACACUUGUCUGAAACUGAAGAAAGUCCAGCUAACACACACUUGCCCGAAACUGCCUCAGGUCUCCUCCGUUAUUAUGAGCUUUGGAACUGUCACUAUACAAAAUGGCCGAGCCUUAACGAGUUUUCCGACUAUUUACGUGAUGUUCCCAAAGAUCGUGUACAUCAUUCUUUUAAAAUGGAGGUUGGAGUUUUACGAAAAUUGUUUGCGAACGAACACCCUGCUCAGCUACGUCUUAUACAACUGGAAAGCCAACUGAAGAUGCGACAGUCAGCAAGAAUAAUUAAAAAAGCAACUAGAAACGCAACCAAACUGCUCGCCAAAAAAACGAGUGUAAAAAAAGAAUUGGAAAUUGUUGAGGAUUCUACGAUUAUCGGUGGAUAUCGUCGGAUUAAUAAACAUUACGACAGUUUUCACGAAGCAAGUACACAAUUAGUUAAGCGUAGGCUCUUAGCCGAUAAUGACCAUUCUGAUUCUAAUCACGAAGUAGAUGGUUCAAAAAGGUGUCGACAACAAUGA
Molecule: messenger RNA, 969 nt
Organism: Diversispora eburnea
Lineage: Eukaryota; Fungi; Glomeromycota; Glomeromycetes; Diversisporales; Diversisporaceae
Source: the annotation of a GenBank genome assembly